Messenger RNA from Dissoconium aciculare CBS 342.82, 1480 nucleotides. Its product is annotated as serine/threonine kinase TIP30/CC3. Gene Ontology annotation, biological process: import into nucleus. The transcript has 2 exons. NCBI's taxonomy places the organism in Eukaryota, Fungi, Ascomycota, Dothideomycetes, Mycosphaerellales, Dissoconiaceae. Gene Ontology annotation, cellular component: cytoplasm. The record is from RefSeq and is a predicted model, not a curated record. Bases 468 to 1076 code for a protein of 202 amino acids.
CGGCCGUCAGCCAUCAUCAGCCACAAGAUCUGUCUACCUGCGCGCUCGAAGCAUGUUAACAUUGGCGAUGUCGAUCGUCAGUUCAACAAUGACCCAUUGAUGAUUUCGACAAGCGCAGAAAAUGAGCUUAGGAAAUAGCAUGCCACUGGGAGAUAAUUGGCCGAUCCAUCAUGGCUUGAUGCUGACCGUCCUCCGCGCGCGAAGUCAAAGCGGCGACAAUGUCAGCGAUGCCUUGAAGACCACGACACGCAUACAACGUGUUGCCAACCAAAUCAGCGUGAGCAACGCAGUGCCGUACAUGGAUAACGUUGUCCUGCCUGCCUGUUGAUGACGCUUCCUGCGAUGGCAUUCUGCGCCCAUUGAACACUUAAUUGUAAAUUCCAUAUGUGAAUUUGAUCUUCAAGAUCAUAACCAGGUAUUCCUAGACCAUCAAUCCUAAACCCUCUGCGACAUUUCAUCAUCCAAGCAUGACAACCACUGCCGUCUUCGGCUGCACGGGGGCCGUGGGGAGCCAUAUCCUGACGACGCUUCUUGGGGACAGCAUCUUUGGACCGAUCAAAACCAUUUCCCGACGUCUCCCGAAACAGGAAUCUCCAAAAUUGGAAGCGACUCAAGAGACCGAUACCUCUAAAUGGAGCGGCAUGAUCGCAGCAUUGAAUCCCAAGCCGACAGUGAUAUUCAACGCCGUUGGCACCACCCGCGCGCAGGCCGGCAGUCUCGCAGAGCAGUGGAAGAUCGACCACGACCUCUGCGUGGAAAACAUCAAAGCCGCCAAACAGGCCGGAGUGAAGACUUAUUUAUACAUUUCGGGUGGCGGGACCCGCGGUCUUCUCAGCCGAUAUGUGCCCUACAGCCAGAUGAAAAUCGGCGUCGAAGAUGCCAUCAGAGAAGCCGGCUUCGAGCACGGAAUUGUCUUGCGACCGGGGAUGAUCAUCGGCAAUCGAGAGCAACCGAAAUCCAUCUUCCUCGAGACUUUCAUUGGAAAUUUGCAUCGCAUCAGCCUAGCGCUGCAGGAUAUGAUAGGUAAUUGGAGUUUUCCUCACGGCCGCUUUGGCGUGCGCGGAAGGAAAGGCUGACAUCGGCGCGUUCUGCCAGGUCAAGAUCAGGUCGUCAUUGGACGAGCUGCGGUUGCUGCGGUGCGUCUUGCACAAGAAGGUAAAGCACCCAAGGGCUACUGGGCGCUUGAGCAGGCGGAUAUCGUCAAACACGGCCGAGAUGAAUGGAAGCAGUGAAGAUGAACUCUCCGACACAAUUGAAUGAGCAAGCUUAGAAUCAGAUGCGUAAACCUCUUUGUAUUCACGACCAUGAAGUACCAAUUCUCAAUCCUUGCCAGCGAACAAGACAUGUAUUUGUGUGUCACUCUCGAUCAUGAGCCGGCAGGGAGAUGGCGUCUUUUAAACGCCAUGGUAGAGAGUACAAUAUGAGCUCGGCAUAACAUGUUUCGUCGUUGGCCCAAUAGAAUUCAAAUCGAGAGCAAACA